AUGGCAGAAUUCGAAUCAGACAUCCCCAAAAUCCCCGACUACACAUUGUCGGAGAAGCAAUUUCUCAUCACCAAUGGUGCUGCCGAGUCCCAGACCCUUGUGGACGAGAUUCUCGCCACCAUCAAGGAAAACAACAUGGCUCCAUACUAUAAGUACUUGACCACUGAGUUGCCACAGCAGUUUAAGUUCGACGAGUCGUUCUACAACUCGAUGGAAAAGGUCAACGAGGAGAAGAUUUCUGCUCUUAAGAAAGAUGUCCAGGAGGCAGAGGGUGAGGAGGAGACCGAGAUUGACCUUGUGGCUAGUUACACCAAGCUUGCAGAGUACUACACUGAGAUCAUCGACAGACAGAACGCUUCUACUACUUACAACAAGUUGCUUGGGUUGGCACAGAGUACGGGAUCCAAGAUUGACAUUUUGUUGACAUUGGCCAGGUUGGAUUUCUUCUUUAAUGACUUUGCUGCUGUUUCCAAGACGUUGAACGAGGUGGAGACUUGGAUUGAAAAGGGAGGCGACUGGGAGCGCAGAAACAGAACGAAAACGUAUAGAGGUAUCUACCACUUGGCCACUCGUAACUUCAGCGAGGCCGCCAAGUUGUUGAUCGACUCGUUGGCUACAUUCACAUCUACUGAGUUGUGCUCGUAUGAGCAGAUUGCUCAGUACGCUAUCAUCGCUGGCGUGCUUUCUUUGGACAGAGUUGACUUAAAGUCGAAGAUUGUUGACUCGCCAGAGAUCUUAUCCAUAUACUCCAGCGCCAAGCAGUUGGAGCCACUCGUGAGCUUGACCAACUCCUUGUACACCUGCCAGUACAACUACUUCUUCCAGUACCUUUUAGAAACGUACGACCAGUUGUUGUUGACUAACAAAUACCUCAAGACCCACGCCAACUACUUUAUGAGGGAAAUGAGAUGCAAGGCAUACGCUCAGCUAUUGGAAUCAUACAAGUCAUUAUCGUUGAAGUCGAUGGCCCGCAACUUCAGCGUCAGCGAGGAGUUCUUGGACGCCGACUUGUGCAGAUUCAUACCCAACAACAAGUUGAACUGUUACAUUGACAAAGUGAAUGGCAUUAUCGAGACCAACAGACCAGAUAACAAGAACAGCCAGUAUCACCAGUUGAUCAAGCAAGGUGACGGCUUGUUGACCAAGUUGCAGAAGUAUGGAGCCGCGGUGAAGUUGAGCGGUGCCGAGAGAGUUGCCUAA
Molecule: messenger RNA, 1200 nt
Organism: Candidozyma haemuli
Lineage: Eukaryota; Fungi; Ascomycota; Pichiomycetes; Serinales; Metschnikowiaceae
Gene: RPN7
Product: proteasome regulatory particle lid subunit
Exons: 1
Coding region: 1-1200 (399 amino acids)
Biological process (GO): proteasome-mediated ubiquitin-dependent protein catabolic process
Cellular component (GO): proteasome regulatory particle
Molecular function (GO): protein binding
Source: RefSeq, a predicted model, not a curated record